Myotis lucifugus (little brown bat) is the source of this 1189-nucleotide messenger RNA. RefSeq names its product LIM domain containing 2 (gene LIMD2). The record is from RefSeq and is a predicted model, not a curated record. Gene Ontology annotation, molecular function: actin filament binding. Gene Ontology annotation, biological process: actin filament bundle assembly. NCBI's taxonomy places the organism in Eukaryota, Metazoa, Chordata, Mammalia, Chiroptera, Vespertilionidae. Gene Ontology annotation, cellular component: plasma membrane; actin cytoskeleton. Bases 98 to 484 code for a protein of 128 amino acids. The transcript is spliced from 4 exons.
CGGGCUGGGGAGGGCUGUGGGGCCUGACCUGCCGACUUCCCCUUGCAGAACCCGGCGGGUGCCGCGUCUCCCCGGGCCUCCAUCGCUUCCCACCAGCAUGUUCCAGGCCGCAGGAGCCGCCCCGGCCGCCCCCGCUCAUGAAGCCAAAGGCGGCGGCGGCCCCAGCACUGUCCAGCGCUCCAAGUCCUUCAGCCUGCGGGCCCAGGUGAAGGAAACCUGCGCCUCCUGCCAGAAGACCGUGUACCCCAUGGAGAGGCUGGUGGCGGACAAGCUCAUCUUCCACAACUCCUGCUUCUGCUGCAAGCACUGCCACUCCAAGCUGAGCCUGGGCAACUACGCGGCGCUGCACGGGGAGUUCUACUGCAAACCCCACUUCCAGCAGCUGUUUAAGAGCAAAGGCAACUACGAUGAGGGCUUCGGCCGGAAGCAGCACAAGGAGCUCUGGGCCCACAAGGAAGUGGACCCCAGCACCAAGACAGCCUAAGCCCUCUGACCAUCCACGCCCUCUGCGAGGGCCUGGAGCAGGACAGUGGGCAGUGUGGAAGAGAUUGGACCUGGGCUCACGCGGGGAGACAGGGUGGGAAGGGGUGAGGCCUUCUUGCUCCAGCAGAGGGUCAUGGGGGCAGGGCUCUGCUCCGGGAUUCCUUCAUUCUCCCCAGUGGGUGGGGACUUGGGAACCAGGGUUGGGGGUUGCUCACCACCCUGCUUCCUGCUUCUUUCACCCUAUCCCGCCGCACCCCCUGGCUCUCUGGGAGGCCCCCAAGCCCAGCUUCCUUAUCUAGGUGCCUUUUCUCCAGCAAGGAGUCAGCAUGCCCCCUCAGGGUCCUAAGCUCCCUCACUGCCACCUGGGGCCCUGUGCGGCCCCUUUGUCUCCCCAUCUACCUCUGUCCUUAGCCUGGUUCUGAGCCAUGGAGACUUUGGAGGAAGGAGAGCCGAGCGCCUCUGCUGGGCCUCGCAGAAGGUCCGCCAGGGCUCUGGGGGAGGGGAGGGAAAUGGCAGGGCAGGCCCCAGUGGGGCUUGGGACCGGCGCACACCACCCGUGCAUAUCAAGAAGCAGAAGCUAAAGCACCUGCCAGGCUGAGAGCCACAGAGACCGGCAGGGAUCUGGCGGGGGCCACACUCCCUUCUUCUUUCUGCUGGUUCUGACCUGUGAUCAACCCUGUUUUAAACAUGUUUCAACAGAUCCUGA